CGCGUACCGCUGCCUGCCCGUCCUGCUAACUUCUGCCAUGGCAUAGCCUCCUCUUCCACCUCGCCUCUAAUCCACUGAGGGAACGGACAUGCACAGGCACAACCGGGGAUCUAGGCUAUCUCGUCCUUUACGUCAGUAAUUCACAGUCUGAGGAACCAUGGUGAGCAAGGAGGGCGGCAAAUGCAUGCUCACCAACUCUGAGUCUGACUCAGAGGCGGCGCCCUCACCCUCCACCUCACUGGCGUUGGAAGUGAAGUAUUCCCUGGAAGCCAGCCGACAGGUGAGGAAGAGAAACAAGGCCCUGCAAGUUCGUUUCAAGGACAUCUGUGAGGCACAGAAUGAGCAAAGGGAGGCGGCGUUGCAAGCAGCGGGGAAGGCUGGAAAACCUGUCUCAUACAAGGUGGCGUACCGCAAAUACAUGACCGUCCCCGCUCGCAGAUCCAUCCCAAACGUAACAAAGAGCACGGGAGUGCAGACAUCCCCUGACCUGAAGAAACGCUAUCAGACCUUCCCUUUUGAACGCAAGAAAGGCCACACCUUUAAACAUGUGGCGUCGGUGGAAACUUAUAAAGGUCAGAACAACGGUUUUGUCAUGGAGGUGAAGCAGUCCAAGGCUGCCGAGCAGGGUUUAGAUGAGGAGGAGGAGGGAGCCUGUGGGGGGAGUGGAGUCCGGAGGACCAGAGCUCUGCUCCAUACUAAUGAGUGCACUGCCACAGUGGAGCAGCACACUGCACCUGACGGCCUGUGCUCUGACGCUCUGCUGCUCAGCUGCUCUGCGGACACAGACUGCCUUCCAGACACACCUAGAGGAAGCGGAGCCGGAGCACAGGCAGAGUACCAGCUCUGCAGUGUCCCGUCCAAACCCAGGACAGGAUUACAACACAGGGAGGCAGAUACAGACCGCUCGACCAAGAGGCAGCUGCUGAACCUGGAGGAGGGCUCAUCCCGCACCCUGCCGGACAGGGCCUCCAAGGUUACAGGCCCCAUUGCCUGGAACUCCCUCACGCAAGUGGAGUGCCUGGACAGUCCGUCUGUGCGGAGCAAGCGCAAGAAAGGCCUGCAGCUCAACGGGCUGCAGUCUCAAACGCUGCCACGUCCCAGUGGAGGCUGUACAACACAGGCACAGUGUCACACAGGACAGCUGUCUGCCCAGCCUCUACGGGGCAUGGAGGAGCCUCUGUCGCCCUGCGGAGUUGGAGAGGCUGGGGGGGUACCGCCGGACACAGGUUCAGGGGAAGCAUGUAAGCAAAUAGUGCCUGUGAAUCAGGAGGGGGAUGUUAAAGCACAGCUCCAGGCCAUGGAGAACCUGAUCAGCUCCAGCCAAGAGACCAUCAAGGUGCUGCUGGGAGUCAUCCAGGAACUGGAGAAGGGUGAGGCCCACCGAGAGGGCCUCUCCUAUCGAACCGGACAGGACACGGCCAACUGUGACACAUGUCGGAACAGCGCAUGCAUUAUUUACAGUGUGGAGCUGGACUUCAAGCAGCAGGAGGACAAGCUGCAGCCGCUGAUGAAGAGGCUGUGCCCCACGGAAGACAUCCACUUCUCUCCCCUGCCUUACCCCCAGGAGGCCUUCACCUCCACCCCCAAACGCAAGUCCAAAGCUGACUCGAAGAAGCAUGCUCGCUGGAAACUUUGGUUCCUGUGA
Molecule: messenger RNA, 1645 nt
Organism: Myripristis murdjan (pinecone soldierfish)
Lineage: Eukaryota; Metazoa; Chordata; Actinopteri; Holocentriformes; Holocentridae
Gene: insyn2a
Product: inhibitory synaptic factor 2A
Exons: 4
Coding region: 158-1645 (495 amino acids)
Biological process (GO): inhibitory postsynaptic potential
Cellular component (GO): postsynaptic density
Source: RefSeq, a predicted model, not a curated record